ACAAAAAUAGACAGACACAAAACACAAACCUCUCUCUGUUGUUGUUUGGCUUUUAUCUCAGUCAGUUGUUUUGUUUGGUUCUUCCUUCUUCGUCAAUCCCUUUUAGAUCUCCUAUUAGAUACUGAGUUUAAACUUAGUCAUAUUUGAGAUCCCAGUUCAACUCAGUUCGUAGGUACUAUUAUUUUGCAAUGUUGGCUUCACUUCAACGAUAAUGUCGGCUUCACUUGCUGCAUUUGAGCGUCCACGUGUCGGCACUUCCAAUACGGUUUUCAAGAGUGGGCCACUGUUUAUCUCUUCAAAAGGAUUAGGUUGGAAGUCUUGGAAAAAGCGUUGGUUCAUCCUUACACGCACAUCUCUGGUCUUUUUCAAGAAUGAUCCUAGUACGCUUCCACAGCGAGGAGGUGAAGUGAAUCUAACUUUGGGAGGAAUUGACUUGAAUAAUUCAGGGAGUGUUGUCGUUAGAGAAGAUAAAAAGCUUUUGACCGUACUGUUUCCUGAUGGACGUGAUGGGCGAGCUUUUACUCUUAAGGCAGAGACAUUGGAGGAUCUGUAUGGGUGGAAGACAGCCCUAGAGCAUGCUCUUGCACAAGCACCAAGUGCUGCUCUUGUUAUGGGACACAAUGGCAUUUUCCGGAAUGACACUAGUGAUUCUAUUGAAGGGUCUUUCCAUCAAUGGAGGGAUAAACGCCCUGUUAAAUCUUUAGUUGUUGGAAGACCGAUUUUGCUGGCCCUAGAAGAUAUAGAUGGAGGCCCAUCAUUUCUUGAAAAGGCACUAAGGUUCCUUGAGAAGUAUGGAACCAAGGUCGAAGGUAUAUUGCGACAAUCUGCAGAUGUCGAGGAAGUGGAGCGGAGAGUAAAAGAAUACGAACAAGGAAAAACUGAAUUUGUACCGGCAGAGGAUGCUCAUGUAAUUGGCGACUGCAUUAAGCAUGUGCUUCGUGAGCUGCCAUCUUCUCCUGUUCCUGCGUCCUGCUGCACUGCUUUGUUGGAAGCUUACAAAAUUGAUAGGAAAGAAGCUCGGGUUAAUGCUAUGCGCUCUGCCAUUCUUGAGACAUUUCCUGAACCAAACAGGCGCUUAUUACAGAGAAUUCUGAAGAUGAUGCAUACAAUUUCUUCACAUGCAUCUGAAAAUCGGAUGACUCCAUCUGCUGUUGCUGCUUGUAUGGCGCCGUUGCUGUUACGCCCUCUUUUAGCAGGGGAAUGUGAGUUGGAGGAUGACUUUGAUGUUAGUGGAGACAACUCUGCUCAGCUUCUUGCCGCCGCUAAUGCAGCCAAUAAUGCCCAGGCUAUCAUUACGGCACUUCUUGAGGAGUAUGAGAAUAUCUUUGAUGAAGAUAAUCUUCAUAGGUGCUCUAUUUCAGCAGAUUCUCAAAUUGUAAAUAGUGGGAGUGAAGAGUCAUCAGAUGAUGAAAAUAUGGAUAUGAAGGACAAUGGUUUUCACGAUGCAGAGAAUGAGGUUGACCCAGAUUCCGACGAUGACCGUGAGCGUGUAUUGAGUGGAAAAUUAAGCGAAAGCAGUGGCUCUGCUGCCAGUGAUCUUUAUGAUUAUAAGGGUUUCGGUGGUGAUGAUUUCGAUAUUGAGUCUCCUAGGGAUAGUCGUGUACAAGGAGUGGCAUUAAAACCAACUGUAGACACUCAGCCUCAUGCAGCUUCUGAUGUUCCCUUCAGCGAACAGCUGGAAAGAUGUGGAAAUGAGGUUGAUGGUCCUUGUGAAUUAGCUGGUAGUGAGUCUCAGCGAUCUAUGGGUGAAAUACUCUCAUCUAUGGAUCAACCUCAUGGCGUCUCUGGACCUGAUUCACGCGCAGACAAGCCUAGCAGCAAGCUAACUCCUUCUAACCUGAAUGUCAAAAGGUCAACCUUUUGGGGGAGAAGCAAUGCUAGAAAGACGCCAUCGGUGGAAUCAAUUGAUUCCUCUGGAGAGGAAGAGCUUGCUAUACAGAGACUUGAGAUUACCAAAAAUGACUUGCGCCAUAGGAUUGCAAAGGAGGCAAGAGGAAAUGCAAUCCUACAGGCGAGCUUGGAGAGACGGAAACAAGCCUUGCAUGAGCGGCGCUUGGCUCUUGAACAAGAUGUUGCAAGACUACAAGAACAGCUACAAGCUGAGAGGGAUCUAAGAGCUGCACUGGAAGUUGGUUUGAGUAUGUCCUCUGGACAAUUGUCGGGCACUUGCGGUAUGGAUUCCAAGACUAGGGCUGAGCUCGAAGAGAUAGCCCUGGCAGAAGCAGAUGUGGCUAGAUUAAAGCAGAAAGUUGCUGAGUUGCAUCAUCAACUCAAUCAGCAACGGCAGCAUCACUAUGGCUCGCUAUCUGAUGCUUGUGAGCAGUUUCAAAAUGGGCCAAACCAUAAUUCUCAAUUGAAGUAUUUCCAGCAAGAUUUUGACACAACACUGGCUUUCUGUAAUCAUGAAAGAAGACAAAGAAGUCAGGAAUUACUGGGUGCAGAUACAAGGAAUGUCAAAGGACAGGUACUGACAUCUGGGGCCAGUAGUAGGCAGCUGGCUCGGAAGCUAUUGCUAGAUUCACCCUUAAGUGAUUCCAAGAGUACUGAGGCGUCAACCAGUUUAUCCUUGGAUGAGCUCGGUGCCGUUGAUUCUCCCUGUGGGCCUUGUACUUCAAGGGCCGUUGAGCAGGCGAUGGAUUAUGGCCGACAUCCCAGAGCCGCAUCUUCCACUUUGGUAGAAUUAACAACGCGUCUUGACUUCUUCAAAGAAAGACGCUCUCAGCUGAUGGAGCAACUCCAUAACCUUGACCUAAACUACGGGUCAACAUCUCAAGAUUUUAUGUACAAACCUUCGUCUCCUCCGUGGAACUAACUGAAGAUGUUGUAUUAAACAUUUGAAGGGGCGAGCGACCUCUCACCAUUUGUACAUCCUCUGUAUCAUAGCAAUGUACUUUAUGUACUACCAGGUGUAUUUUUUUGUGUUUUUUCACCUCUUCCUGAUUUUAGUUAAGUCAACUCUAGAUCAUUCAAGUUAUACAAUUCAUUCUUAAGUUUACCAAAAAAAACUGAUAAACAUUUUUUCUGUAUAAUAUAGUAGGCAGGGCGUGUUAUGGAAUGGAGUAGAAAGGUUUUGUACUGUAAUUUGUUAAGGCAUUUCGUGAGAUGUAAAACUUCUGAAUUCUGGACUAUUUGCAUGCAAUUGACAUCAGCUUGUUUGUACCAAAAAAGAAA
Molecule: messenger RNA, 3171 nt
Organism: Lycium barbarum (goji berry)
Lineage: Eukaryota; Viridiplantae; Streptophyta; Magnoliopsida; Solanales; Solanaceae
Product: rho GTPase-activating protein 7-like
Exons: 22
Coding region: 212-2812 (866 amino acids)
Biological process (GO): signal transduction
Source: RefSeq, a predicted model, not a curated record